Messenger RNA from Dermochelys coriacea (leatherback sea turtle), 525 nucleotides. RefSeq names its product olfactory receptor 1009-like. Gene Ontology annotation, molecular function: olfactory receptor activity; odorant binding. Gene Ontology annotation, cellular component: membrane. Lineage: Eukaryota; Metazoa; Chordata; Testudines; Dermochelyidae. The coding region runs from base 1 to 525 and encodes 174 amino acids. The transcript has a single exon. The record is from RefSeq and is a predicted model, not a curated record. Gene Ontology annotation, biological process: sensory perception of smell; G protein-coupled receptor signaling pathway.
AUGGCGUCUGAUUGUUACGUGGCCAUCUGUAACCCGCUGCUUUAUAAGGUCACCAUGUCUAGGCAGCUUUGUAAAGAGCUGGUGGCUGGGGUGUAUGCUGUGGGGAUGGUGGAUUCAAUGAUACACACGUGUUGUACAUUUCGGCUCUCAUUCUGCAGCUCCAACAUCGUGAAUCAUUUCUUCUGUGACGUCCUCCCACUGUUGGCGCUGUCCUGUUCUGAAACCCGCAUCAAUGAGAUUGUGCUAUUUGCUUUCAUGUGCUACAUUACAGUGAGCAGCUUUGUGACUGUCCUCCUCUCCUAUGCCUAUAUCAUCUCCGCCAUCCUACAGAUCCUCUCAGUCGAGGGCCAGCGCAAAGCCUUCUCCACCUGCACUUUCCACUUGACCUCUGUGGUCCUGUCUUUUUGCACUCUCUUCUUCACGUAUUUACGUCCCACCUCCAGCUAUUCCAUGGACAGAGACAAAGUGACCUCAGUGUUUUACACUCUGGUGAUCCCCAUGUUGACCCCCUCAUCUACAGCCUGA